Messenger RNA from Lachancea meyersii CBS 8951, 1071 nucleotides. The record is from the annotation of a GenBank genome assembly. NCBI's taxonomy places the organism in Eukaryota, Fungi, Ascomycota, Saccharomycetes, Saccharomycetales, Saccharomycetaceae.
AUGGCCCGUGGCAAGCCCCACAAGCCGACAGUACGACAUUUAUCAGUGCAGCGAGAUUUGGAUGAGACUCGAUUAACAGACUAUCAGAAAAGGCUAAUCAGUACUUCACCCGUAAACUAUAGCGAACCCGAAAGCGAUGAUGGCUCUGGACUAGUAGCGGGAGGCAAAAAUGGACGAAUAGAAAUCGAUCUGGGAGCACUAGAUGACAAAAAAUUCGAUGUUUUGGUGAGCAGUGUUGGAAGCCCGAAGAAGGGCCAUGAGGUUUACAAACCCGGGAAACCUCAUUCAUCAAGUGGCCCCAGCACAAUUAGGAUGGACGAACAGGAUAUCAGCGAAGUGGAUUUGCAACGUAAACGAAAUGCACUGGAGCGUGCUUUCGAAGAAGAUAGCACUGACGAUAGAGAGUCUUCAGAGCAAGCAUUUGAGGAUCCAGUGCGAAAACUCAGAAAGAAAAGCCCAGAAGCAUCCCAGAAACAGAAAUUCGAAGAGAUUUUGGCCGUCAGACUUCGAUACCAGAAGAAGUUUGCGUUGCCACCGGUUCUGUUUGCGGAUGAGCUGAGGGAGAAGGUCAGGAAUCACCUCCCGCUUUUGGAUUCAAUCUUGAAGGGCAAACGUGUUUCUAGGUUCCUUAUAAAAGCUCAGAAAGUUUCCGAAUCGUCUUCGAGAGCUGUUUUGACCGUCGACGAGCUCCGAAGGCUGGAUCUGAACGAGUUCACAGCGGGCUAUUACGGUAUGAGACGCCAGAUGCUGGUUGCAGCGGAUAUUAUAAAGAAAUACGAGAAGGCUAUGAAGAAGAUGAGAAGCGGAACUUUGAGAUGGUGGGGAAUCCGCGAUUUUGCACAGUACGUGUUGGCCCCUGAGCUUUUGUGUGCACUGUGCUGCGAGGAAAUGAACUUGAAUAUCACGGAAGCGUGGAAUCUCAUGGAGAAUACUACAGAAUUUGGUCGGAUUGUAGCCGACCGCGAUCCUCUGGAGCCGUUCGAAGUAGAGUACGAGCAACGCGCGUUGCGAAAUUUGGGUCUAGACGAACGGUACUCUAGUAUGAGCUACAGGGAGGAGAGCGAGGAUUAG